AUGGCUGAGUCAUGGAGCAUAGAAGAGGAAAAGCAGCUGCAGGCCUUGAUGGCCAAGAAGGUGGUUGCUACGAAUGAGAGCCGUGGAGCCGCUAUGAGCGAUGGCUCAAAGCGUGACUACACCAGUGUGGAGCUGGAUUUGCCGAUGGGCAUUGCCAGCAUGGAGCAAUGGGGCCGCACGGUCAUUGCUUUUGGCAAAUAUGCCGAAGCCAAUGUGACCUACAAUGAGAUGUUGACAGCCCCGGAGUAUGCGGGAUACCGCAAGUGGUGCAAGAGCCACCUGACAACCCAUACUGCUGGCAAGGUCGCCAUGGACUUUGUCAAGUAUCGGGAUGCCUUUGAAAAGAAGUCCAACAAGGACUCUGGACUUCUGUUCCCAGGAACUGAGGUGGAGCGCCGCUUCAAGUGA
Messenger RNA from Cladocopium goreaui, 408 nucleotides. The record is from the annotation of a GenBank genome assembly. Lineage: Eukaryota; Dinophyceae; Suessiales; Symbiodiniaceae.